AUGGCGAUGUGGGGGCACGGUAGCAAGGGUAACCUUCUAGAGCCACACGAGAUCACUGGAGCCAAUGGUACCAUAGGCUAUGCAUGCCUUGUAUACGCCCUCAAGACGGGAUAUCGAGUGCGCUGCAUUGUCCGUCGCGAAAGCGCCAUUCAGGCUAUACGCUCUGGUCCUUCGGCGCAGCGGUAUUCCGAGUGCAUCGAGUAUGCAAUCGUGUCUGAUAAUGCAGCACCAGGUGCCUAUGACGAGGCUGUGGCAGGCGCACAUUACAUUGUUCACAUUGCAGGGGCAUGGCCAGUGCCAGCACAGACUUUGCAUCCUGAACAUGACAUUUAUCAUCCAUUCAUCAACUCCACCAAGGGUAUGAUUGAAGCUGCUACAAAAUCUGGCACUGUACGGCGCAUCGUCUUCACCCAAGCUGGCGCCGGUCUCGUCAACUCCGAGGACGGUGAUACGCUGGGGGCUGGGAUGGAACAAGUAUUGGACGGUACCUGGCCAUUUCUAAGCCGGCCUGUGAGCACAACUGACUCGGUUCUAGAAAAUGUAAACGUCAAUGCAGCAUCUCUUGCCUUUAGGCCACCGCUGACGUCGGUACACAAUGCGUAUUGCUCCGCCAAAGCUCAAUGCAUGAGCUACCUUGAUCAUCUUCGUCGGAGCAACACGCUUCCAUUUUCAAUUGCCCAAGUCAUUCCAGGUACCGUGAUUGGUCCAUCAGAGCUCACUACUUCAGCAACGCAGGCGCUCGCGCAACUAGAUCGCCAGUCAAAGGCGCUCCUAUUCGACAAUGUGAAGCCACGAUACGCCUUUGGCUUUGUUCAUCUCGAGGAUUGCGCACGAAUCCAUAUCGAGGCUCUGGAUGAGGAAAAAUCAGGGAGCAAAGAUUUGCCAAAAUGGUUCAUUGCUGCUGCGACUGAACAGCCAGGCCAAACGGGUGCGGAGGUUUGGUAUGCUGCCGCCGACAUGAUUGAACGAGAAUUCGGCCAGGAAAUCGACCGCGGAACUUUCAAAGUUGGCAGGUCAAAGACUCCCCUCAAUAUGCCAUUCCGGGCCGACUCUAGAUUGACUGAACGUCUAUUGUUGCAAGGCGAGAAGAUUCAGUAG
Plenodomus lingam JN3 is the source of this 1098-nucleotide messenger RNA. Lineage: Eukaryota; Fungi; Ascomycota; Dothideomycetes; Pleosporales; Leptosphaeriaceae. The record is from RefSeq and is a predicted model, not a curated record.